Messenger RNA from Saccostrea cuccullata (small rock oyster), 1141 nucleotides. RefSeq lists its product as uncharacterized. Bases 1 to 1038 code for a protein of 345 amino acids. The record is from RefSeq and is a predicted model, not a curated record. NCBI's taxonomy places the organism in Eukaryota, Metazoa, Mollusca, Bivalvia, Ostreida, Ostreidae. Gene Ontology annotation, molecular function: serine-type endopeptidase activity. The transcript is spliced from 7 exons.
AUGGUUGUAGCAACACUACAAGACACGACAACAGAUAUGGAAACUUCAAUGACAACAACGUCAACUGGAUUGGAGACAACACGGGGAGCAUCAAUAACUGUAUCAUUCACCCUGCAAACAACAGAACGAGAUCACAGGAAUUUUCUAGCUUGGGGAAAAUUUGAGUACACAUUGUUCGAAACCAUAGAGGACAACCACGACAGAAAUCUAACAUCUCCUGGAUACCCGGCAAACUAUCCAAACAAUGCUAAUUAUACCUGGAUAAUUAAACCAGGAUACCUUGCAUACAUUUAUUUCGUCAUUUUCUUCACGGAUAUCAAAAGUUCGCAGACAAAUCAAUGUAACGACGACUAUCUGCAGAUUACAGAGAUUGAUCCAUGCUGCCACACGCCACUAAAGAGAUGUGGUCAAUUUAAUAACAUUUCUAUAUUAACCAAAGGAAAUAAAAUUCGGGUGUCUUUUGUAUCAGAUAGAAGUGAAACAGGGAAAGGAUUUUUACUGUUUUGGAAUGUAUCUUUCAUACCAUCAAGUUCACCUUUAACAACAACGAGCCAAAAACAGAUAACGACGUUACAACAAGGCACGACAACUGAUGUGAAAACUUUGAUGACAACAACGUCAACUGAAUUGGAGACAACACGGGAAGCAUCAACAACGGUAUCACUCCCGCUGCAAACAACAACAGUACGAAGAAAUCACAGAAUUUUUCUAGUUUACAUUUUCGUGGUCAGUGGUGUAAUAGUGGUUGGACUCUUAUUUGGCCUGGGAUGUUUGACAAAACAAGGAUGCUGUAUUAGGAGAGCUGCAUCCAUUAAGUUAACUGAAAAAGACAGAAUAUCAUCCAACGAGAAUGACUUAAACCCAGUUCCUAUCUACUCUAGUGCUCAAGAGGCAGAAACUGUUCUUUAUGAAGACAGUCGGGACGGUGUUUAUAUGGAAUACCCCGAGGGUGUGUACGACACGCCAUUUGUGAAGCGACCUCAUGUAGAACAGAGUAAUCAAAACAUUUAUGCCAUUUGUAAAGAUUUAGUACUUUAGUUGUUUUUAUAACUUGGUCAAUAUGCUAUUAUUUUUGUUAAAAAUAUAUACAUGUAUUCAUUUAGUGAUCUUUGUUCUGUUCAAAGAUACUAGGAAAUGAGGA